This is a messenger RNA of Balaenoptera musculus (blue whale), 5252 nucleotides long. It is a transcript of the gene TMC5, whose product is annotated as transmembrane channel like 5. Gene Ontology annotation, molecular function: mechanosensitive monoatomic ion channel activity. The record is from RefSeq and is a predicted model, not a curated record. Lineage: Eukaryota; Metazoa; Chordata; Mammalia; Artiodactyla; Balaenopteridae. The transcript is spliced from 19 exons. The coding region runs from base 1 to 3270 and encodes 1089 amino acids. Gene Ontology annotation, cellular component: plasma membrane.
AUGUCUGCCUACAGGAAUAAUGCUUAUGAGGAGGAUCCAGAUUACCCUGACUAUUAUGGGUCUCAGAACCAUACUCGGGGGUAUUUGAAAACUCAGGAUUAUCCAGAUUCGCCAGGUCCUCUGAACAACUCAGAUGACCCCAGCACCAGGAGUAACCCAUACUCUGCAGACUCCAGAACAAGUCCAGACUAUCCUGGGGCUCUAGCAGAACCAGAUUAUCCUGGAUCUUGGAGUAAUCCAGAGUACCCUGGCACCGGGAUCAAGCCAUACUCUGCAGGGUCCAGACGUCCAGACAAUCCCAAAUCUUUGGCAGAGCCAGAUUAUAUUGGAUCUUGGAGCAAUCCGUAUCACCCAGGCUCAUCCAGAGAGCCAGACUACUCUGCAUCUCAACGAAAUCCUGAUUUUGCAGGUUCCAAAGGCAGUGGAAGCUAUGCAGGCUCCAGAACAAAUCCAGAUUAUCUUGACUCCUUGGGAGAACCAGACUACGUUGGAGCUCAGGGAAACUCUAACUAUUCUGGCCCCAGAGCCAAUUCCAACCAUCCAGACUCCAGAAGGAAUCCAGAAUAUGCUGGUUCCAGAAUCAAUCCGUACAUAGACACUCUGGGAGAACCUGAUUAUCCAGAUGCUGAGAAUCAAUCUAACUCUCCAGACUUUUUUGGGAAACCAGACUAUCCUGGCGCUGAGGACUAUGGGAACUCCACAAAGUUCUGGGGGGAGCCUGAUUACCCAGGUGCUGAGAAUGGUCAUGAUUAUGGCUCUUCAGAGAACCCGGAAAUGACCAGGGAAAUGCUCAGCAGCGCAUCUUCUAUCCAGCCCUCAUUUCACCGUGAGGGUGAAGACCCCUUGGGCAUCCUUGGGAGAAAGGAUGGAGAUUAUCCUGAAAGCAUUGAAAUGAAAUCCAGGGAGAUGGCAAAUCCGUACAGCCCCUCUGUGCCAGGUGCUCCUGAAAGUGGCUAUGUGAACCCUGCUUAUGUGGGUGACAAUGGCCUCAGCCAAGCUUAUGGAGACCCACCCUUGUCUGGACAUGAUUGGCACACGUCACCCCAAGGACAAAAGUUAAUCGCAUCUCUGAUACCCAUGACAUCUAGAGACAGAAUUAAAGCCAUCAGGAAUCAGCCAAGGACCAUGGAAGAGAAAAGGAACCUUAGGAAAAUUGUUGACAAAGAGAAAAGUAAGCAGCCCCGUCGUAUCCUGGAGCUCACCGGCUGUGCUCAGUGUCUGAAUUCCAUUUCAUUGGCAUGCAGGAGAUCCAAGAACAGUCUGUCGGAACUGUUCAGUUCCAUCAGCCUGUGGCAGAAGACGCUCAAGGUCAUCGGAGGCAAGUUCGGCACCAGCGUCCUCUCCUAUUUCAACUUUCUGAGGUGGCUUUUGAAGUUCAACAUUUUCUUGUUCAUUGUGACCUUCAGCUUCAUCAUAAUCCCUCAGUUAACCAUGGCCGAGAAGAACCACCUCCGAUUCACUGGACUGGAAUUUUUAACCGGGGCUGGUUAUUUUAGGGACACAGUGAUGUACUACGGCUUUUACACCAAUACUGCAAACCAGCAUGGGAACAGUGGGACCUCCUACAACAUGCAGCUGGCCUACAUCUUCACAGUCGGAGCGUGCUUGGUUGUCUGCUUUUUCAGUUUGCUCUUCAGCAUGGCCAGGUAUUUCCAGAACAACUUCAUUAACCCACACAUUUACUCCAGACGGAUUGCUAAACUCAUCUUUUGCUGGGAUUUCACCGUCACUCAUGAAAGCGCUGUAAAGCUGAAACAGAAGAAUCUGAGCACUGAGAUAAGGGAGAACCUGUCAGAAAUCCGUCAGGAGAAAGUCAAGUUAACACUCAAUCAGCGGUUGAUUCGCUUCGCUGCCCACCUGGCAGCCUGGGUUGUCUCUACUGGAGUGGGCAUUGCCUGCUGUACAGCCGUUUAUUACCUGGCUGAGAAAAACUCAGAGUUCGUGGCGAACCACGGGAACCCCGGGGCGGUACUGUUACUGCCUUUCGUUGUGUCCUGCAUCAACCUGGUCGUGCCUCGCUUCUACUCCAUGUUCAGGCUGGUGGAGCACUAUGAGAUGCCAAGGCAUGAAGUCUCCGUCCUCCUGAUCCGAAACAUCCUUGUGAAAUUACCAAUCAUUGGAAUUCUUUGUCACUAUUGGCUCAACAUUGUGGCCCUGUCUGGUGAUGAGUGUUGGGAAACCCUCAUUGGCCAAGAAAUCUACCGGCUCCUUCUGAUGGAUUUUGUGUUCUCUUUAGCUGAUUCCUUCCUGGGGGAGUUCCUGAGGAGAAUCAUUGGGAUGCGGCUUAUCCCAAGUCUUGGCUUACAGGAGUUUGACAUUGCCAGGAAUGUCCUAGAACUGAUCUACUCACAAACUCUGGUGUGGACUGGAAUCUUCUUCUGCCCUCUGCUGCCCUUAAUCCAAAUGAUUACUCUCUUCAUCAUGUUUUACGUCAAAAAUAUCAGCCUGAUGAUGAAUUUCCAGCCUCUGAGCAAAGCCUGGCAGGCCUCACAGAUGAUGACUUUCUUCAUCUUUUUGCUCUUUUUCCCGUCCUUCACCGGGGCCCUGUGCACCCUGGCCAUCACCAUCUGGAGAUUGAAACCUUCAGCUGACUGUGGCCCGUUUCGAGGUCUGUGCUUCUUCAUUGAGUCCAUCUACAAAUGGAUUGACACCCUGAGUGAAAAGCCCAGCUACCUGUGGGUUGUUUGGAUCUACCAGAACCUCGUCGGAAGCGUGCACUUCUUCUUCAUCCUCACCCUCAUUGUGCUAAUCAUCACUUACCUUUACUGGCAGAUCACAGAGGGAAGGAAGAUUAUGAUCAGACUGCUCCAUGAACAGAUCAUUAACGAGGGCAAAGACAAAAUGUUCCUGAUAGAAAAGUUGAUCAAGCUGCAGGAUAUGGAGAAGAGAGCAAGCCCCACCUUGUUUACGCCAGAAAGGAGAGACGUGGAGCAAUCUGGUCCUCUGCGUGUCAGAGAACAUGCUGCUGCUCGAGGUGAGUACCCGACUGGCACUGAAGAAGGCCUAAUCCAUCCAGAUGACAGGUCCCAAGACAGAGGGUCAGAACUGCUCCUGUAUCAGUCACUCCUUCAAUUGCAAGAACUGGCCCAAAUUGGCUUUAGCCAAAACUCAACAAUAAUUCUUGCUUUAGGUGUGGCCAGAAGCAGGGGCUCACAGUAUGUCACCAGAACCUGGUUUCUUUCUGUUCAGUUCUUUUCCAUGUUAUCUCCUGAUAAUUACAAGACAGCUUUCUUAGCUUCUUGUAUCUUCUCAGAUUCAAGUCUAGUGUGAAAGAGAUGCAGAUUCUCAUUGUGUUUCAUUGGAUCUGAACCAAUUGCUGUGGCCAAGAGACUGUGAUGAUUUCAUUGGCCAGAUCUGAGUCUCAGACCUCAUCUCUAGAUACAGGUGGUACAAACAUACAGACCACAGGGACUGAGAGAGUGGAGAAGGGUGGCUUUCCAAAGAAAACCUGUGGCUGAUGCCAGGAGGGGAAUGAAUGUUGGGGAGGAAACAAAUAAACCCAUUCAUCUUUUUGGAAUAGCAUUCACUGACAGCAUCCAAUGAUGGGAGUUCAAGGGAGAGAAUUGAAGAAACUUAAAAGGAGGAGGCAAGGAAGGCCUGAGAAGCUGUGGGAUCUUGAGAGCUAAUUUGGUCUUUCCCUUGGAGAUAUGGGGCAGUGUGCCUCUGUGCUAACUUCUCUUCUCCUGUAUCAAACCCAGACCUGCGAUUUAGGCGAUCAGUUCAAGAAGAUAAUCCAAAGGCCUGAUAAUUAUUGUGGUACCCAGACACCAACCAAAUAAGGAAAGAAGAUAGAUAAAGAUGGAGCAGCUUCCUCCAUGACACCUGGGCCUUUAGGAGAUUCCCAGAUGGGAAAUUCAAGCCUUUAGCCAGGAGUGGAAACUGACUACAAUGUAAAUACAGAAGUAAAAUUGGGCAUUCCCUGCUGUUUUUUUUUACACCUGAAUUGCUGAUUUUUCCAGACAAAAUAUUUGAGAUUUUCCAGUAAAGACUUCUAAUAUUUGAACUAGUUCACAAAAACCUGGGAAGAGUUGUAGUUUAAGAGAUAUGCGUAUGAAUUAUUGAUCCUUAGAAAUCUCCACUCCCAGAACUCCCAGACCUGGCAAAGGUUUGGAGACGGGUACUAAGACAAGUGGUCCAGCCUGAAUAAAAAUGUGACCCUCGAUCAGGGAUGUGAAGCGUCUGAAUUGUAGAACCUGCAUUUGUUCAUGACUUUGAACUAAAAACAUCCCCAUUUUUCCCAAAGGUGAAAAACAACCAGAGGGCUCGUCUAUGACCUUUAUUGCACAUUGAGUACACGAGUCUUUUGGAUUGGACUGGGGUGGGCAUGUGUGGACGGGGACACUACCCCUGUGAGGUGUUAUGCACAAUCAUCAGAGUCUUACAUUGAACCAAACAUGAAAUCGGUGGUGAUGUGUGGAAUAUAUAUAUUGAAUAUGCAUGUGUAUGUAUAUGUAUGUAUAUGUGUGUGUGUGUACAUAUGCACACAUACAUGUAUAAAGCAUUUUUUUGCAGAUUUCCUAAAUGAUUCACAAGGCACCUGACUCUGCUUAAAACGGAAGGGUCCAGCAGAAAAGUGCAAUUACCAAAUUACUCGGGAGGAGAAAUCUCCUCUUGAGUAAUCACUGUCAUGAAAUCUAAUUGGAACUGAAUUUAGAAAACAUUUAAGAUGAAUUUAAAACACAAACAUCCAGUCAGUGCUCAGUCAUUGGUUCACUUCUUCAUUGACUUAUUUGCUCACUAAUUCAUUCAUCAGCUGAAUUAAGUUCUUUUGGUACCAUCUUUGCUAGUGGUUGCUAGAAGUGCUUGUUCGUUCAUUCCUUCGUUCAACAAAUAUGUACCAAGUGGAGGGGAACAAGAUGGUGCACAAGUCAAGACACAGCCUCCGCUCUCAUGUACUGUCUAGCAGAUCACUUUAGGCAGGAACUUAAUAAUUAAACAACAGUAAUUACUUAUAGCAGGUGCCAUGAAGGAGAAGCCCAAGGGACAAUGGGAGACUUAACUUGUCUGUGGGGUCAGUGAAGGCAGUCUGUGCAAUUGAUAUUUGAAGGGAUUUUUUCCCCCGUGUGUUAUCCUAAUGCUAUUUGUGCUUCUUUGGCUUCUGCACUGAAAUGUGAACUCCCUCUGGAAGCAUCAUUUUUGCUCACUUCCCAUAUGCUCAGGGCUUAUAUCCGGACUGCUUCUCCAUUCACCUCUUAUCUUUUUUUUUUUUUUAAAAUGGGAAUUAUUUAUUUAUUUAUGGCUGUGUUGGGUCU